Messenger RNA from Chara braunii, 2908 nucleotides. The record is from the annotation of a GenBank genome assembly. NCBI's taxonomy places the organism in Eukaryota, Viridiplantae, Streptophyta, Charophyceae, Charales, Characeae.
AGGCAUUUUGAGUGGGUGGUUAUGCCUUUUGGCCUCACCAAUGCCCCGACGACCUUUCAAGCGGCAAUGACCAACGAGUUUCGUGCGAUGUUGGACCGGUUCGUGCUGGUCUACUUAGACGACAUUUUCAUCUAUAGCCGGUCAUUGGAGGGUCAUCUUGAGCACCUUCGACGAGUGUUGGAGACGCUCCGCCGCACCAAGUACAAGGCCAACUGCGACAAGUGCGAAUUUGUCCGGCAAGAGCUGGAAUACUUGGGCCAUUUUGCCACAGCGGAGGGCAUCAAUCCGCUAUCGGACAAGAUCCAAGCCAUCCAAGAGUGGCUAGAGCCGCAGAAUGUCACAGAUGUCCAUUCGUUCCUUGGCCUUGCCGGCUACUACCAACGUUUUAUCAAGGGAUUUUCGAAGAUCGCGGCCCACUUGACCAAGCUUCAAUGCGAGGAUCGACUGUUUGACUUCGGAGAGGAUGCGCUGCGCGGGAAUCAUUUUUGGCUCUCAAAGCCGCUCUACUCGACCUUCGAGAUCGGCGACGACCUGCGGGACAGCUUGAUACGCGGCUACCAAGCCGACCCCGAGUUUCGCGACAAGUAUGCGAAUUGCUCCUCUCCUAAUUUGGUGCCUUCUCACUACCGGAUCCAAGAGGGGUACUUGCUUGUCCACACUCGGGGGAAGGACCUUCUUUGCGUACCGAGUGACUCUCAUUUGCGUACACGGCUUCUUGGCGAGUUCCACGAUGCUCCCGCCAGCCUUCUUGACGACAUCACACGCUAUUGCGAGUCAUGCGAGGUUUGCCAACGUUGCAAAUCCCGCAACCAUCGUUCGUACGGCGAGUUGCGACCGUUACCAGUCCCCUUGCGCCGAAGGGAAGCGAUUGCCAUGGACAUUAACGAGUUGUUCCCCAAUCACAAGACCGGUGUGGAUGGGAUUCUCAUGGUGGUCGACCGACUCACCAAGUUCGCCAUGUUCUUGCCUUGCCGCUAUCAUGCCAAGGCACCGGAGUUGACCGAGGUAAGUUCAUUUGGUUCAUCUUUGACGGCGGCAGUACCAGCUAAGCAGGAGAAGGGAGGGAGGCAGAGGAGUCAGAAGAGGCAGAGGAGGAGGAGGAGGAGGAGGAGGAGGGGCGGGGAAAUAAAUGCAAUGCACACCACAGGGAAAGGACGGCACUGGCGUAAGUGUCAAUCGCCAUGCGGCAAUGCGAGCACCAUCUCCAUGGGGAUUGUAAUGAUUUUCAGUUUUGUUUUUCUUUGCCAGUUGUGGUUCUCCGCACUUCUAGUCCCUCUCGAGGACGAAGACAUCAUUCCUACAUCUCCGAUGGAAAACGUGCUCCCAGAGUGGAGGGUAAACGAGCAAUUGGAGGUUGAGAACAGGGCCUCUUCAGAUCGAGUGGGUGCAACUGGCGCGCUCUCCGGUGCUACAAACGAGGCCCAUGCAGGUGCUACGUAUCCAGUCACGGGUGGUAAUUUGUGGAAGGUGUGGCAGCGCUCCGAGUGUGGCAGAGUGUUUGGCAACGGCUUCCGUCACAUUCGUCCGAGUUGCGGCAAACAUCUGCGAUGUAGGCAUAAUCCAGAGGUGGAGACGACCAUCUGUGAAGCACGUGAGCUGGCAGUCGACCUUCAACGGAUCACGGUCUCCAAAGGCGGCGAGCCGAUUGCUGCCGUUCUUGGUCAGUCAGAAGAAGAGGAAAUGCCCCGGUAUCGUCGAGGCGCUCUCGCGAUCCCUGGGCACUGCAAUAUUACAGUGACGAACAAGACACACUUCCAAUACAGCUUGCGCGAUAUGAUGAGCAGUAUGGUUUCUUCCGGUCAGAUUGCUGCCUGCGACCACUGGCUGGAGGGCACAACUUUGAUCGUAACGAGGUACGAAUACGCUAACCUAUAUCACACGAUGACGGACUGGUACAAUGCCUACCAAGCUUGGAGAUUUGCUGGGGUCGGUCCAAAAAACAGUUCCGAGACCCAUGUCGUGUUCUUCGAUGGACAUAGCUCAGGGGCACUCGACGAUGGAUGGGAAGUUCUCUUCGGCGUGAAGCCUGUCUAUGUAUCUCAACUUCCUUCGAGAACUUGCUUUCGCCGGGCAGUCUUUGUGCCGCCCGGGUACACCAGCGCAUUGUCAAUUACGUACUACACGACAUGCGGCAAGAGUGCACAUAUCGUCGAUUUCGCGAAACAUCUAUUGACGAAAAUUUCACCGCUGGCUUUGCACCAGAAUGCGACUGGGACAAAUGCAACGGUGCGAAUAUUGCUAAUCUUCCGGAAGAAUUACGUGGCGCAUCCACGUGUCGGUAAGAAAGGCGUGUCGAGGCGAAUCGCAAAUGAGAAGGGACUACUUGCUAUCUUACAGCGUUCAUUUCCUGACACACAGAUUCGUGCGGUGGCUAUGGAGGAGCUGAGCUUCCGCGAGCAGAUUCGAGUGAUCCGCGAUGCGUCAAUCGUAAUUGGCGUGCAUGGCGCUUCGCUGAGUUACACACUUUUGAUGGAUCCGAGAAGUACAUUGAUAGAACUUAUGCCGCCGGAGUACAGAGGUCGGACACAUUUCGCAAUGUUUGCUCGGUACGCGGGCGUCCGAUACGUCCGUGUGCCUGUCCGUAGAGAAAAUAAAAAAGGAACGCAUUUUGUUCCUCCAAAGGUUGUGGUACGCGCAGUGAGAAAUGUGCUCUCCCAUCACUAGAAGAGUUCUGUAUGGUAGAAAUUCAUGUGGUAACUUGUAAGCAGUGGAUUUCUUUUUCUAGUUUUUUUUACUUUUUUUACUUUCGUGAAGUUUUGUCUCGAUUUUAUUCCUUUGAAGGUCAUGGUACACAGUGAGAAAUGUGCUCUCCCAUCCAGCGGCCUAGCUCAGUUGGUUAGGGACACAAGUGGCUUUCACUGACAGGAGGUUGUGGGUUGGCACCCCAUGACCGCCUGCAGCACACUAG